AUGUUAACUGUUCAAAAGUUGCAACCAACUAUUACUGAUGUCAAAGAACUUAUACAGAAAGAGGACUAUGUAGGCUACAGAAGGGGCUCUUUAGUUUUGAAACCCCUUAUGCAGAUGGGCUUCGAGGAGUCCAACCUUAAGGAAUAUGACUCUCCAGAAAUGUGUGAUGAACUUUUGUCAAAUGGUCUCGUUGCAGCUGUUUUUGAUGAAAUUCCCUACAUGAAGCUUUUUGUUGCAAAAUAUUGUACAAAAUAUAUCAUGGUUGCACCAACAUACAAGACUGACGGAUUCGGCUUUGUUUUCCCAAUUGGCUCCCCUUUGGUCCACGAUGUUUCAAGAGCUGUCUUAAAUGUGACCGACGGAGACAAAAUUGUAGCUAUUGAGGAACGCUGGUUUUCAAAAAACCCCAAUUGUUCUGACAGUAGUAGCGCAUCGGAUAGUCUCGGUCUUGACAGCUUUUGGGGCCUAUUCCUUAUAGUUGGAGUUAUUUCAUUGUCAGCUCUUCUUGUGUUCAUGGCCAUGUUUGUUUAUGAGAACUGGCAUCUCCUGAGGAGCUGUGAUCCCAAUGCUUCAUUAUGGGAAAGAAUAGCAGUGAUGGCUAGACAUUUUAACAAAAAAGAUAGCAGAUUCUAUACUUCCAGAAGUAGUGAAUUACAAGACAGAAUCGGUGUCCAUGGUCUGGAUUGUGUGGGGGCAGGUGAAGCCUCACCAAAUUCAAACUGCAUGCGAAGUUCAUCAAGCUUUUCACUCCAAGCCUCUCCAGAUACUGUUUUCAGCGAGCAGGGGACUCCUCAAAAUGUGCACGUCUUUCCAAAUAUGCACCUGGAAACAGUUCGAGAGAUACUACCGGCUAUUGAGCUUACCAGUGCAAAUCAAGAGGGUUAG
This is a messenger RNA of Ilex paraguariensis (yerba mate), 885 nucleotides long. Lineage: Eukaryota; Viridiplantae; Streptophyta; Magnoliopsida; Aquifoliales; Aquifoliaceae. The record is from the annotation of a GenBank genome assembly.